CCUUUUAGAGGCUUCACAACUGUGGAUGCCAGUCCCAGGGCAGUGCCUUGUUAAAGUUACUGUGUGGGGAAAAAAAACGACCCGUGGGAAGGCUAAAGGGGAACACACAAGGUGUAUGUGCCGGGUGGAAGUGCCUCCUCUGGACGCGAGUCUCCAUGGCAUUGCUCAGCGGGUCGGAAAAGAGAGUCGACACAUAUUGAUGACAGGGCACCAUGGAUGAUGGGGUGGUCUUGAAGAAGCGGGGCUAUACACUGGGCGUCAACCUGGGAGAGGGCUCGUACGCCAAGGUCAAGUCUGCCUACUCGGAACGCCUCAAGGCCAACGUGGCGGUCAAAAUCAUCGACAGAAAGAAGGCGCCCGCCGACUUUCUGGAGAAGUUCCUGCCCAGGGAGUUGGAGAUUCUGGCCAUGCUCAACCACCGCUACAUCGUCAAGACCUUCGAGAUCUUCGAGACGUCCGACGGGAAGGUCUACAUCAUCAUGGAGCUGGGCGUGCAGGGUGACCUGUUGGAGUUCAUCAAGACCAGGGGAGCGCUGCCGGAGGAGGUGUCGCGCAAGAUGUUCCGGCAGCUGGCACUCGCCGUCAAGCACUGCCACGAACUCGACGUGGUCCACCGGGAUCUCAAGUGCGAGAACCUGCUCCUGGACAAGGACUUCAACGUCAAGCUCUCCGACUUCGGCUUCGCCAAGAGGUGCAGCACGGACGACCAGGGGAGACCUUUGCUCAGCAAAACCUUCUGCGGCUCAGCCGCGUACGCUGCCCCCGAGGUGCUGCAGGGGAUCCCGUACCAACCCAAAGUCUACGACAUUUGGAGCCUCGGGGUGAUCCUCUUCAUCAUGGUGUGCGGCUCCAUGCCGUACGACGACUCCAACAUCAAGAGGAUGCUGAGGAUACAGAAGGAGCACAGGGUGGACUUCCCUCGGUCGAAGGUCGUGCCCGCAGAUUGCAAAGAGCUGAUCUACCGCAUGCUCCACCCGGACACCAGCAAGCGUCUCACCAUCGACGAGGUCUUGGAGCACCCCUGGCUCUUCUCCCCCAAGUCGAAAGAGGGCUCCAAAAAAGCCGACACGUCCUCGGAGAAGCACCACAAGAAGGACGACAAGCACGACGCCAAGAGCGAGCAGAAGAAGGACCAGAAAUACGGCUGGGAGAUCGAGCAGGGGGGACACGAGUGGGUGGACAUGAAACACGAGGCCAAGCACGAGUGGAUGAACAUGAAGCGGGACAGGGCGGACGGCAAACAGGAAGUCCAGGACGACCAGGCCCAGCCCGACAACAAGGACGGGGAGAGGACGGACGAGUCGAUGCACAAGCCCAAGGGAGGGGCGGCGAAACCCGACAAGGACGGGAGCAAGCAGCCGCUGCAGCAGGACAAGUCCAGGACGGAGCCCGAAAUGAGCGGCAAAUUGAUGGAGCCCAGGAUGGAGAAGAAAGCCAGCCGGAGAAGGUCGAGGAGCCUGAGGCUGAACAACGACGACCACCCCGACGACAGCGAGGUUUACCCGGACCAGGAGAACUUCUUGGAUGCGCAGAGCAAAGCCGAGCUGAAGAAAGUGAGUUCGAAAAGGUCAAAGUCGAAUGAAAAGAAGGGCAAACAUUCCAGCAAAUCCCGUGGCUAGAUGCAAGGGCUCGACAUUGUCAGCGUGUACGGCAACGAAGGACAAAUGAUCAGGCCACCCGAAUCACUGCAAUCUGUUUUUUCUGCUUACAUAAAAAAUCUAAUAAAGAAACAGGAAGAACGUGAUACGGAUGUCAGGGGUUAUAGAGUCGUCAUAGAGUGAUACAGCGUGGAAACAGGCCCUUCGGCCCACCGUGCCCACACCGGCCAACGUGUCCCAGCUACACCAGUCCCACCUGCCUGCGCUUGGUCCAUACCCCUCCAAACCUGUCCUAUCCAUGUACCUGUCUAAAUGUUUCUUAAACAUUGGGAUAGUCCCAGCCUCAACUACCUCCUCUGGCAGCUUGUUCCAUACACCCACCACCUUAGGUGGGAGAGAUAGAUCAGCCAGGAUUGAAUGGGCAGGAUGGGCCAAAUGGCCUAGUUCUGCCCCUACAACUUAUUAAUUGAAUGAUAUUUUGAAAAAUGGGAUUGGGUACAGCAACGUGAGAGUCAGAAUGAUCUUGUGGGAUCGCAAACACUGCACUGUCCUUCGCUCCAUAGAUGCUGCUGCACCCGCUGGGUUUUUCCAGCAUUUUUGUGUACCUUCGAUUUUUCAGCAUCUGCAGUUCCUUCUUAAACACUGAACUGUCUCUCCAACUCCCACUACACAUUGGACUCGGCUUCCCACAUAGCUUACAUUUUCAAAGGUAGACGUGCUAUUCUCUUGCUUUUUAAACCAUCUCCUUCUCCUGAGCAGAACUGUCCAAGGCAACACUUGUUCACAUUUACCCUGCUUCGCUCCAUUCCAUUUCUCCCACUUCACUUCCGGCUUGCCUGUGAUCCUCACGGAAUAAUCUAUAGCCUAGUUUUUCUUUUCCUGGACUUGGAUCCCAGAGGCAACCAGACCACAAGAUGAGGUCACAGCAGGAGGCCAUACAGCCUUAUUAAGAGCCCGCUCUCCCAUUUAAUAGGAGCACAGUCGAUUUAACAUUCCUCAAGUCCACUUUCCUUCCCUUUCUGUCUCCCUCAUGAUUAAAAUCUCUCUAUCUCACCCUUAAAUGAACACAAGGAUUCUGCCUCCAAACAGCUCCCUGUGGCAAGUAGUUACAAAGAUUCAAUAGCCCUUAGAAUUCAUCCUGAUUUUAGUCUUAAAUGUGACUAAGACUAGUUGUUCUAACCCUGUCUAGCCCCUAAGAAUCUAAUAUGUUUCAAUAUGAUUUUGUGUCAUUUUUCUAAAUUCCACUGAGUAUUGUCAUUCCUGUUUAAUAUUUCUUCUUGGGUCAAUUCCUCCCUCAGUUCAUAAGUACUAGGAGCAGAAUUUGGCCAUUCCGCACAUCAAGUCUACUCCGCCAUUCAAUCAUGACAUUUCCAGUCAACCCCAUUCUCUUGCCUUCUCCCCAUAACCCCCGACACCCUUACUAAUCAAGAAUGUUUCGAUCUGCACCUUAAAAAUACCCAUUGACUUGGCCUCCACAGUUGUCUGUGACAAUGAAUUCCACUCAGUGGCACGAUCCUCCUACUGAACUUCUGAAACUUGCCUCGAA
Molecule: messenger RNA, 3144 nt
Organism: Leucoraja erinaceus (little skate)
Lineage: Eukaryota; Metazoa; Chordata; Chondrichthyes; Rajiformes; Rajidae
Product: testis-specific serine/threonine-protein kinase 1-like
Exons: 1
Coding region: 213-1619 (468 amino acids)
Biological process (GO): intracellular signal transduction; microtubule cytoskeleton organization; protein phosphorylation
Cellular component (GO): cytoplasm
Molecular function (GO): ATP binding; tau-protein kinase activity; protein serine/threonine kinase activity
Source: RefSeq, a predicted model, not a curated record